Molecule: messenger RNA, 1563 nt
Organism: Oncorhynchus nerka (sockeye salmon)
Lineage: Eukaryota; Metazoa; Chordata; Actinopteri; Salmoniformes; Salmonidae
Product: cilia- and flagella-associated protein 418-like
Exons: 5
Coding region: 535-957 (140 amino acids)
Cellular component (GO): cytosol
Source: RefSeq, a predicted model, not a curated record
GUAACCAUUACAAAUAUGUUAAUACAAAGGAGCAAGAAGAAUUCAUAACAACAUCUUCUAGAUGCACCCUUUGAGAAGAAGGAUUUAAUGUUGAUCUACACUCUGGGGCCAAACUGGUCGGGACAGGGUUCCAUAAAACAUGAUGUCUGUGUGUGAGAUCCUGUUCAGCUAGUUUGGGCUCAUUAUAUACUUGAAUGAGGAAAGGCAGAGAAAGACUAGUGAACUUUUGAAGCUGAGCAAGGAGCCUAAAUGUCAUGUCUACUUUCUGGAGAGUUCACCUCUAGAGCAGAGGGAGGCAGACAACCCUCUGACCGGUCCUGUAGAACCAAUAUGUGUAGGCUUUUCAAAGAAAUAAAACAGAAACUGUAGCCUACACCCUUUCUGAUAAAUUGAAAGUAUCAGGGCCAUUAUGACAAACUUAUACAGAAUGAAAGUUAAAGUGAGAGCUUAUUCUGUAAAAUAAAAGAGAAACCACAGCUCCCCAUCCAUUAUAGAGUCAUUAAGUUAGUAAGUGGUGGCUAAAAUAAGAGAGGUAUGACAUAUGAGAGCACCACUGACGAUACACCCAGAAAAACGGACAGCGAAGAUAUAGAUGCCCGUCUUGAGGACAUACUUGACGAUGACUUCGAUUCCCUUGAGCUAAACACAGGACAGCUUCCUAAAACGGCAAAGACGAAGUCAUUGCCACAGGCAACAAGAAAGUCGUGUGACCAGCUGAAAUGUAUCUCCUGUGACUUUCGGGUGGCCAUGUUUGACGAUCAUGAAUGGGACCCCUCGUGUGAUUACCUAUUCUUCAGGAGCAACAUGCGAGACUGUCAGAAGCUGCGGGCCAAGCUGAGGAGAAGAAAGGGGGCGCGAGUAUACGCCUGCCAGUGUAGCUGGCACUCUGCUCGAGACCUCACCGACCUGAGAGGACAGCACCAGCUCAAAUGGGUCUGUGGGAAGCAUGACGUGUGACAGCCUUCUUUCUAUCACACACACACACACACACACACAUCACUUUGAAGUUACUUGAAAACCAAUGUCCUCUUGUUAUAGACAUCCCAACACAUAUUUUUCUGCCUUGAGAAUGAUAUAGGUCUUUCUCUGCAUUACAUUUAGUGUGUUCUGGGUUUAAAUGAACACGGUAGGUCUUCUGCUAUCUUUAGAGAUGUGAUUUUAGCUAGCUCAGUUUUAAGAGCAGGUAUAUGUCAGACCAUAUUUGUGUGAAAACGGUACUUAGGAAAGAUGAGGCUAAAUAUAUAUAUAUAAUGUGUGUGUGUAGUAUUUCAGUAUGUUACAUGCUUUUCUGUAGCCUUUCCUUCUCUGUCUUAGUUUCUAUCUCCCUUGUCCUUUUGUUUAUUUCCUCUUCUGUCCCUUUGAGUCAAAUGUGUUCUCUGUUCAGGGAUUCCUGAUCUUACCAUUCAUGUAUUGUGUAUAAUAUGAAGUUGAGAUUAGUGUGGAGUUAAAUGAUGCAAGCUUUUCCUGUUGCAUCUGUGCUAGACAUUUAGACAUACAAUAUUAAACAUAAAAGCAUUACUUCACUCUGACCGCCAAGUAGUUGAUAAAUGAAUCAUAAUCAAA